This is a messenger RNA of Styela clava, 2586 nucleotides long. The record is from RefSeq and is a predicted model, not a curated record. Lineage: Eukaryota; Metazoa; Chordata; Ascidiacea; Stolidobranchia; Styelidae.
UUCGUAACUUGAGAUAAAAUUAGAAGCAUGUUAGCUAAAUUUUUACUGGCGAUGCUGUUGUACUGCAACAUUGAAAUAUGUUUGGGUCAAAUUACUUCAGAUGGAUGUGGCACCACAAAAACUUGUUUCCAAAAUCCAUCAGGAUGUCAACCAUCCGAAACGACAUGCCACUUCUAUUCAUGGAAAAAGUCGGACGUAAAUGGAUUUUAUGAAUUUGAAAUGAGUGGAGGAACGAAUGUUACAGAUCAAUACGUUGCAUUGGCUCUAGGAACAGUAUCUCAAAUGAAAGACGCUGAUCUUUACUAUUGUAAUGGAACAGAUAUACGAUCAGCAGUUAUCCAACGACUGCACUUUCCUCCAACUUACUUAGAAAUGACGAAUGGACUUGCAACAAAAAGUGCAUCAAUAAUAAACGGAAUCAUACAAUGUGUCCUGACAAGGCCUGCGUCAGUCACAAAGACUAUCAGUGGGGCCAUUGACAAGGAUUUUGACAUCACGAAAGAGGAAUAUUACUUACUAGGAGCAAUUGGACCAACAAAUGGGGAUGAGAUACAAAAGCAUAAUAUCUGGAAGACCGUGACGACAAAUACUUAUAAUUUUGCUACUACUACUACUACUGAAUUGAAUCAAGUAACUGACGAAGGUUGUGCAUCUACUAAAACUUGUUUUAAAGACCCAGCAAACUGCAACGUAGGCACAGCAGGAUGUAGAUUUUACUCCUGGAAAAAGUCUGAUACCGGCAACACUUACCAAUUUGAAAUGAGUGGAGGAACUGGUGCUGGACUACAAUACAUUGCUCUGGCUUUGGGGACUGUCAAUCAAAUGCAGGAUGCUGAUCUUUAUUACUGUGAUGGUACUGCUGUAAGAUCCGGAGUUCUACAAGAGCGGCACAACCCUCCUGCGUAUUUGGAAAUGACGGGAGGGCUGGUAUCUGACAAAGCGUCCACAACAAAUGGGGUGGCGCAAUGUGUUUUCACGAGACCUGCAUCUGUGACUAAGACAAUAAGCAAUGGGGUUUCUAAAGACUUUGAUAUCACCAAAGAGGAAUAUUACCUGCUAGGAGCAAUUGGACCCAUGAAUGGAACAGAAAUCAAAAGACAUGAUACGUGGAAGACUGUUACUGCUCAAACGUAUCAAUUUGGAACUGCCUCUUCCUCCCCCAUUACUGACACAGAUUGUGAUAGUGAUACUGCAAAAACAUGUUUCAAAGAUCCAAAAGACUGUACUGCAGGCAAUUCGGGGUGUCAUUACUAUUCGUGGAAGAAGUUGAGCGACGGUACUUGGGACAUUGAAAUGAGUGGCGGAACUACAACCGGUCAGUAUGUGGCAUUUGCACUCGGAACAACUAAUGCAAUGCAGGACGCAGAUCUUUACUAUUGUGAUGGUAUGCAGAUCAGAUCAGGUGCAAUUCAACAACUCCAUAAACCCCCAGCAUAUUUGGAAAUGAAUAACGGCCUCACGACCAAGUCCGCUACUACGAUCAAUGGAGUGACGCAAUGCGUUUUGAACCGACCCGCUUCUGUUACCAAAGAAAUUAGCAACGGAGUCCAGAAGAACUUCAACCUUGCGGCAGAAAACUAUUAUCUUCUCGCCGCAGUUGGGAAAAUGAAUGGAGCUCAAAUACAAAAGCACACUUGGAGAGCAAUUUCUGAUAGUAAAAUUGUACCUUCUUCUGGAAAACCGUUGUCAGCAAUACAACCAACAAUACUCGGAUUGAUUGCGCUUCUGGUCAUGAAAUCAUCUACCGUUUUUGUCGACAAUUGAGGACGUUCAUGAAUUGACAUUUUUAUUUUAUCUAAAAAGUAUUAAUUAAAUCAUAGGAAUUUAUACAAAACGCAUUUGUGAUUAAUAAUAUAGCAGACAGACUAUUUUCUUUACUAAUGUUCGAAUUGUAUUGUUUGAAUUGGUGUUUGCACAUUUGACAGAACCCAGGAAUUUACUUGUUAAUACCAGUAAAUAUCAAGAUUUACGUACGGCUUGUUAAUAUAUUAUCCAUUUCAAAUAACCCUGACUAAUUUGUCGUUGACUGAAAAGCCUUUUUAGACGCAAUUAUUUUUUAUUUUUAAUAUCUUCCACUCCAUUUUCUCGAAAGUUCAUUCACCAAUGUAUUCAACAUUAUCAGUUGUAUCUUGUAACUCAUUCAGUUUGGGUUUCAAAAGCACCAAUUAUUUAACUAUACGUACAAUAUGCCUAAAAUGUACAGUAUUGUAUUUUAGAUUGCUGAACUUGACGCAUUUUGUUUUGUACACGUUGGCUUGCUAUGACAUUGAGAGAAAUGUUUUCAAUGAGCAUCCAACAACAUAGAAUAGUUUUCCACAAAAAGGUUUUUAUGAUGUAAUUUAAUAUAACAGCAUUUCCAUGUGAGCUAAUCAAUAUUUGUUCUUGUUUAUUUUAGGUAUUCUCUUUUCGAAUAAUUGACUGCUUUUCGAAAGGAAUUUAAUUCACUAAAUAAAAAAAUGUUUUGUUUAAUUUGUGAUUCGUAUUUCUGAGAUCCCAGUCGUGAACUAAUUCAAAUCUCAAAGUAAAUUUAAGGAUCAAAGUCGAUAACCAUAGGAGCAUGCUUGACUAUCCGUUCCGCAAAGUAUA